This is a messenger RNA of Protopterus annectens (West African lungfish), 1847 nucleotides long. RefSeq names its product distal-less homeobox 6 (gene DLX6). Gene Ontology annotation, biological process: cell differentiation; regulation of transcription by RNA polymerase II; embryo development. The transcript has 3 exons. Lineage: Eukaryota; Metazoa; Chordata; Ceratodontiformes; Protopteridae. The record is from RefSeq and is a predicted model, not a curated record. The coding region runs from base 336 to 1133 and encodes 265 amino acids. Gene Ontology annotation, molecular function: RNA polymerase II cis-regulatory region sequence-specific DNA binding; DNA-binding transcription factor activity, RNA polymerase II-specific.
CUUUGGAGACAAACCAUUUCACUUGUGGCGUCUGCAUCAAGUCUAAAAGCAGAAGACCAAGUUUAACAGAAUCAAGCUUAAAAUCAUUGCCUUAGCUCGAGUCUUUCUUCCUCUAAACAAGUUGGAAGUGGAAAAGGAAAAAAGAAAAAAAAGUCGGCCAUUAGAGUUUCUGGAAUUACACCCCUCCCCCCAUCAUCUUCUCUCCGUAAACCUCACCUCCAAUCCUGGACAGAAUUGGAAAGAAAGGGAGAGUGAGAGAGAGGGAGAGUGAGCGUGGAUGUUUGUGUGUGCGCGUGUGAGAGAGCGAGGGGGAGUGCUCUCAAUUUGAAAGUUUGAUGAUGACCAUGACUACGAUGGCUGACAAUCUGGAAGCCCCGGACUCGUCAAAGUCUGCUUUCAUGGAGUUUGGUCAGCAACAGCAGAGCUCACCGUCCAUGGCUGCCGGUCACCACCAUCACUAUCCGUUGCACUGCUUGCACUCGACCUCGCAUCCACAUCAUCCUCACCAUCACCAGCAUACCGAAAGCAGCUCGCCAUACCCGCCUGGGUCAGCCAACUCAUACAGUCGUCCAUCUUCGCUCGCCACCUAUCCUUACCUGAGCCAUGGGCAACACAGCCCCUACCUGCCUUCAACCUACCACCCCGGCAAUGGUAGUGGUAUCAACCAACAGCGAGCAGAGGAUGCAGAUCCACAGAAAACUACAGUAAUAGAAAACGGUGAGAUACGGUUUAAUGGUAAAGGGAAAAAGAUUCGCAAACCUAGAACCAUUUAUUCAAGCCUCCAGCUUCAAGCUUUGAAUCAUCGGUUCCAGCAAACUCAAUACCUGGCACUACCGGAAAGGGCUGAACUUGCAGCUUCGCUGGGACUUACCCAGACACAGGUAAAAAUAUGGUUCCAAAAUAAGCGAUCCAAAUUUAAGAAAUUGCUUAAGCAAGGCAACAAUCCACACGAAACUGACCCUAUGCCAGGUUCUGCUGCUCUUUCUCCUCGAUCACCUGGUAUUCAACCUGUCUGGGAUGUGUCAGCCUCAACCAAAGGAGUAAACAUGCCUCCGAACAGUUACAUGUCUGGGUAUUCACACUGGUACCCUUCCCCACAUCAAGAUACAAUGCAACGUCCACAAAUGAUGUAAAGUGCCAGGAGGCAACAGUAUAUGCUUGAUUCUCUAGUGUGGCAAAAGUGCUCAGUGCCCAGGCUGUUUGUUGGUGGUUCUCCUAAACAAGCUCUUAGUGCAUCAAUAGCAAGUGACCUCUGAACAAAAUAAGCAAUGCGGGUGAACCAAGAGGCAUAUAUGUGCACUUAUAGCUAAAUUUGAUGACAGCAAACACGGUUGUUCUCCUUCAACGCAAGGGAAUGCUUAGCUGUGGGUGCCAAUAAACAAUGGAAAUUAAAAAUAUUGUAGCGAGGUACGUCACAAAUUAUUGGUGCCAUACAGUGUCCGAGUGCGCUCUGUUUAAUAAAGGACUUCAGUGAACAUCUAUUUUGGUUCAUACUGUUGGAACGUUCAGUUAGAAAGUUAAACCAGAUAUGGAAUCUCUACAUAAUAAAAAGGCACUCGAAGGCAGUGUUUUGGGAGCAAACCUUCAGAGCACCUAACUGACUUAGCAAUCUUCGGUAUCCAUAAAAAGGUGGUGGCAUUCACUGAUCUUUAAACAGUCAGGAUUGGACCUGUAAAAUGUUUUUCUAAAGUCAGAUAUGUGGUUUAGCACAACCUUUUUUAACACCAUGUUUGAAACCUUACAAAAACAAUGUAUAUGUAUAUAACGCUGAAAAUUUGCUGUGUAUAUAUUUUGUAUAUGUUUUGUUUCUCUUUCAUAUUAAUGGAGUAAAAAUCUUUUAAAUCGUG